UUGCGGGGCACGGGUAUGGAGACGUGGUCGGUUGACGAGGUCUGCAGCUGGCUGCUGGAGGAGAACCUGGGCGAGCUCGUUCGGAGGUUUCAAGAGGAAGAAGUGAGUGGGGCCGCUCUUCUAGCGCUUAAUGACUGCAUGGUUCAGCAACUGGUAAAGAAAAUUGGGUACCAGUCUGUUCUGAUGGAUUUAAUUAAAAAACAUAAGCAGAAGAGUCAAAGAGUGUGGCCCCCCGGGAGCCCCAGAGACACAGCUCCCGUUGAGCAGCCCCUAACCCAACUCUUCUUUCUUGGUGACAGGGAUGGGCAGGCCCCCCGUCCGGCUGGCUGUGGGAGGCAGACGCCGCCUUUAUAUCCAGCUGCAAACCUGGAUCACGGACCAAUUGACCGCAAAGUCCUGAAACAGAGAAGGAAUGUGAAACAUGUUCUAGCAAGGAAUAAAGCAUUGCAGUGGACUAAGUCUUACGUUUUGCCAGAGUUUCCCUAUAAUGUCAAAUGCAUGUUAACAGAACACAAAUGUCCCGAUCACAGCUUGAGGAUAAGGAUCAUUGAGUUUCUCCAAGCCGACAUGACUAAGUAUCUGGAAGGCUCACUGUAUCCCAGCACCCAGCAGUACAAUGAUGUGGUCAACGCGCUGCUGCAGGCCUACCCCUUCCUGGACGAGGACAGCUGUGGCUUUUUUUUAUGGAAACGAGCUCUCAAAGAUCGCUUUAAAUAUGUUCGGAGACCCAUAGAAGAUGAUGAACAAGUGAUGAGAAAUAAGUGUAAAUUUGGACACCGAAGAGGCCAGAAAUCUCGUACCGAUACAAGCUUUGAUAAGGUUAAAAUUGUCCGGAUAAAAGAAGAAACUGUUUGUUUAGAUUCUGAGGCAGAUGAACAUAUUAACUGGUUCCAGCAAGAAUAUAUGAAAACAGAAAAGGACUGGAGAGAAAUUGAUAAGAGGAGGAGUCAGACUUUGGAAAUAAGAAGAAAGUUGAUUGGCAGCAGAGCACCUCUCAAGGACAUCCUUAAGAUGUUUCCUUUCCUGAAGUGCCCUUAUCAGAUGUUCAGAGAAUUCCAACUUCUUACAAGAACAGAUAUUUAUAAAAAAACAAAGCACAUUUUGGAAUCCUAUUCAGAAAAGAUACUGACUUCUUUUUCAGUGGUGGACAAUCCAAUCAGUAUUGCAUUGCAAGAAAAAAUGAAACAGCACACAGAUGAAGACAUGUUGAAACAUAUGAAGAUGACAGCCACAUGUUUGCUCCUACCAGAUGUCUUUGGGGAUGAUCCCAGCCUGUUUGUCAUUGUGAAUGAGAAGGUGCAAGUUUCCACACCCGUGUUAGAAGUCAAAAAUCCUUUCAACAUUGAUGUCUGUGAAUUUUCUUUGUAUUUAGAAAAAGAGAAGCUCACAAAGGUAGACGACUGUGUUACAGCCUUGGCUGCACUCAUAGCUGCCUUCCAUGUAUUUGGAGUUGAGUGUCCGAGAAGACUGUCCCAAACUCUCAACUUCCUAGAGACACUUAUUUUUGAUAUCCAUCGUCCCUACUUUCCUUCUACGAAAGAAAAGAUAAAGGCAAUAGGAUUUCAACAUCCAGUUACGUAAUGGCAUGCCAAAUAUUGAAUCAGAAUUGAUCUCUAGGACAGCUAAAAUUUUAUUGAAAAAAUUGUUUUGACUUAGCAUUGUCAUAGAAGGUAGUUGUUAGAAAAUUGUCUCCAAGAUGCAAAUGAAUCUCGUACCUUCUAUCUUUAUGAUUAGAUACUGAAAAUUCUUUGUGGAAUCCUGUAAUAAAAUACUAUG
This is a messenger RNA of Canis lupus familiaris (dog), 1776 nucleotides long. RefSeq names its product sterile alpha motif domain containing 3 (gene SAMD3). The record is from RefSeq and is a predicted model, not a curated record. Gene Ontology annotation, molecular function: protein binding. Lineage: Eukaryota; Metazoa; Chordata; Mammalia; Carnivora; Canidae.